Molecule: messenger RNA, 957 nt
Organism: Dentiscutata erythropus
Lineage: Eukaryota; Fungi; Glomeromycota; Glomeromycetes; Diversisporales; Gigasporaceae
Source: the annotation of a GenBank genome assembly
GUUGGAGGUGCUGGAGGUCCUCCACCACCACCAGGAAAGGCUGGAGGUCCACCAGCACCACCAUCUGGAGGUUUUCGAUUACAGGCAAAUACAAAAAAAUUGUCUACAAUAUUUGUUCGGUUUGCAAUAACAAUUUCUAUUUUGUUCACUGGAUAUUUUUGUGUAGAUAAUCGUAAAGAAGUCCCAUACAUGACCAUGAAGAAACUUAAGCAAGUUCAAUGGGACAAGAUUAAUUUCUUGUCUAUUAAUAAAACGUUUUGGGGACAAGGAAACAUGGAUGAUGAUGAGCUAAUUAAAUUGCUUGGGGGAGAGUCUGACGUUUUUAAUAACAUUGAGGAAUUAUUUGCUGCUUAUGAAGCUAAAGAGAGGAAAAAGGUUGAAAAGAAAGAAGAAAUUAGUGUUCUUGACCCAAAGAGAGCUUAUAAUAUUAAUUUGGCUCUCGGACGUCAAAAACACCUAACAUUUGAAGAAAUACAUCGGAAGAUCGUCGAGUUUGAUGAGUACUUCUGUAAUGAGAAUUUGCUUAAUCAAUUAAUGUUAUAUAUUCCAACACCUGAGGAGCGUGGUAAACUGUCAGUGUAUAAAGAUGGCCCUGAAGAUAUGCUCGAAAAUUUGGCUCGUGCUGAUCGAUUCUUUGUCGAGGUGAUGAAGAUUCAUCGAUAUGAACAACGCCUUAAGUUUAUGUAUUUCUACGUUACUUUUGAUGAAAAAUUCAAUGAUUUGGAACAUAGUAUUGUAUCAAUAUCGAAAGCGUCCAUAGCGCUUAAAGAAUCAAAGAAUUUUAAAGAAUUAUUAAGCUUUAUUUUAUUAAUCGGAAAUUAUAUGAAUGGAUCUGGUAACAAAGGAGGUGCUUAUGGAUUUAAGAUUCAAAGUAUCAAUAAGCUUGUGGAUACCAAGGCUGCAAAAAGUUCAUCAAUUACUUUAUUACACUUUUUGGCCGAUACAAUCGAAACGAAA